Messenger RNA from Paraglomus occultum, 588 nucleotides. The record is from the annotation of a GenBank genome assembly. NCBI's taxonomy places the organism in Eukaryota, Fungi, Glomeromycota, Glomeromycetes, Paraglomerales, Paraglomeraceae.
AUGAGAAUGAUGAAAGUUAAGUUUAUCAAGCUGGACGGAGAAAAACUCAAAGGGCAGAGACAGGCUGACAAGAAGCUUACCCGAGAGAAUGCAAAAACUCUCAACGAUCUAUUUUAUCAAUUACUGGAAGAAAAGAAGAAAAUAUGUAAAGUGGAUGUUGGAGAAUUUAGAAAGCGGGCUAUUGAAACGGUUAGAAAAGUCGAGGGUGCGAUAAACAUGUCACGUCACUGCAAGAUGCCUUUAAAGAAAAAGAAGGUCACCACUUUCGAGAGAGGGUUGCACUUAGGGUAUAUCGAUAACGGAAGUCUCAUCAUCGUCAUUAUAUUCCCAUCAUCUAUCCCCCUGUAUAUCGAUAACGGAAGUCUCAUAUCGUCAUUAUAUUCCCAUCAUCUAUCCCCCGUACUGAGAAAUAUGUUCAGAGACAUAAGCGAAGUGGAGAGUGACUGCCGCAUGGAUGGUGGAGGAGAUGCAGACAGUAAUAAUUUUGGUGGGGGGCCUGCUGUGAAGCUUCUUUUUGAUUUUUCGGAAACCGAACCACAAGCGAGCACUCACGACAAGCCACAUAUAACACAAGAGAACAAUCAAUAG